CAGAGCGGAUGCACAAAGACUUAGAGUAGAGAGACAGGCACCGGUAGAGCUACAGAAAGGUAAACACAAAAGAAAACUAUUCUAGAGGCAGCUGAAAAAGAGAGACAGACCAGCAAGCGUAUCUAUAUCAAGGUUGGAUAUGGCCAGGUUGGAUGUCGUAGAGACCUUUCAUGGUUUAAUGUUUUCUGGACACCUGCACACCCAGAACUCCUUAGAACUUGCGCUCAAAUUUCCAUUUCAGGACACAGAUAUCAUCAUUGCCUCCUAUCCAAAGUCAGGCACCACAUGGAUUCAGGAAAUUGUGACUCUCAUAUCAAACAGAGGGGACCCACACAUGUCCCAAACUGUCCCAAACUGGACUCGGGCUCCUUGGCUGGAGCAUUAUUAUUUUUCUGUGAUACUGGAGGCUUCACCCACCAAGACUCGAGUCAUCACCACACACCUGCCCCAUCACCUGCUGGGCCCCGCCCUCCAGGGCUCCAAAGCAAAGAUCAUCUAUGUGAGCAGAAACCCUAAAGAUGUGGUGGUGUCCUUUUAUCACUUCCACAAAAUGGCCAACUUCCUACCUGAGCCAGGCUCAUUUUCAGAGUUUUUAAAACGAUUCCUGGAGGGAACACUGCACUAUGGCUCCUGGUUUGACCACAUUAAAGGCUGGACCAGUCAGACAGCAACUAUGAACAAUCUGCUUCACAUCACCUAUGAAGAGAUGUCGAUGGACAUACAAGGCGCCAUAAAGAGGGUGAGCUCUCAUCUUCAGAGCCCCUUGCUGGAGGACGAAGUCAACAACUGUGUGAAAAACUGCAGCUUCAGCAGCAUGCUAGACAACAAGAUGGCCAACUACACUCUGGUCACUGAGGACAUAAUGGAUCAUAACAAGGGCUCCUUCAUGAGAAAAGGUAAGAUUGGAGACUGGAAGAACAUGUUCACAGAGGAGCUCAAUCAAUAUUUCAAAAGCGUCUUUGAUUCAAAGAUGGAGGACUGCAUUCUAGAGUUUGUGUGGGAUGAGCAGGAUAAAGACGAGACAAAUGCUAAUGAAUCCCACUGAAGAACAAAAUACUGUGAAAAAAAGCGAAAUGAAGCUAGAUAUCAUGUUGCUUCCUGUGAGAUGGAUCCCAAGUGGAUGGUUUUCUCCAGGUUGUAUUUUAAAUGAAUAAAGGGCCACUUUGUGACAUGUAAUGCUCUGUACCCUUCUUAUGUAUACUGCACACUUGCUUCUAUUAAUACACCUGUGCUUGAUGGUACACUUGUGAUGAUGUAUUCAAUCUUUUGAUUCAUAUUAUGCAUGAAUAAAUCUCAGAUCAACUGAAUCCUCUUACAGUGGAUCACAACCAUGGUCCCAAUUAUGUGUUUUUGGUGCAGAACAAGUGGUGCUUAAGGUUGCUAAUGUGCAGUACAAGCAAAUGUAAGCCACACAAGCUCAAAUUGUUGUAGAUAUCUCUGUUAUUUAGAGGUCAAAAGAGUUGCAUCUCCCUUCUAAUUAAAAUCCCAGAAAAUAAAACCAAUAUAUUAUUAUAAUGCAACGUCAAUGUAAUUCUAAUAAUCUAACAGCACAUAUCCUCUGUAUAUCUGCUGAAAUUUGAGUUUCUUAAGAAUACAGAGUUGAGAGCACCAAUGUUUAGCAUAUACAGUAUGAAGCAAUGUGUUUUUGUCUGUUGCAGAAUUCUGCGUUAUAAAUAAAUUUGCUUUAGGAAAGACUGGAAAAAUUACUACAUCACUGUCUGGUUGAAAAUGUGUUGAAAUAUUUAUCACUGUAAAAGGGAAAUGAAACAGGAAAUGAUCUCAAAUGUAGUUUGUGACUGAGGUCAACUUAGAUACAUGUUGUAUCUAAGUUGACCUUUGAUAAAAGGUUAACUUAACUAAACCAUAUAAAAGAAAAGAAACAC
Anoplopoma fimbria (sablefish) is the source of this 1883-nucleotide messenger RNA. It is a transcript of the gene sult5a1, whose product is annotated as sulfotransferase family 5A, member 1. Gene Ontology annotation, biological process: sulfation. The record is from RefSeq and is a predicted model, not a curated record. The coding region runs from base 140 to 1045 and encodes 301 amino acids. Lineage: Eukaryota; Metazoa; Chordata; Actinopteri; Perciformes; Anoplopomatidae. Gene Ontology annotation, cellular component: cytoplasm. Gene Ontology annotation, molecular function: sulfotransferase activity. The transcript is spliced from 6 exons.